Cladophialophora carrionii CBS 160.54 is the source of this 957-nucleotide messenger RNA. RefSeq lists its product as uncharacterized. Bases 1 to 957 code for a protein of 318 amino acids. NCBI's taxonomy places the organism in Eukaryota, Fungi, Ascomycota, Eurotiomycetes, Chaetothyriales, Herpotrichiellaceae. The record is from RefSeq and is a predicted model, not a curated record. The transcript is spliced from 2 exons.
AUGGCUUUGGGUUUCGAAACUACUGGUGAUGAGGUGGUGGAGGCAUUCAAGGAUCGGGUUACUGGCAAGACGUUCUUGAUCACAGGUCCGACUCCGGGAGGCAUAGGUGCUGAAACGGCCCUCAGCCUGGCAAAAGCGGACCCCAAGCGCCUAAUACUAGCGGGUCGGUCGCAGCAGAAGAUCCAGCCGCUCGUCGACCAAAUCCACCAAGAGAAACCUCAUGUCGAGGUCAGCUUCGUUCAGCUUGAUUUGGCGAGUCUGAGUUCGGUGCGCAAGUCAAUCGACGGGAUCAAGUCUGUGCUAGCUGGUGAUAAGAUCGAUGUGCUGAUCUUGAACGCUGCGAUCAUGGCUUGUCCGUAUGCUCUCACUGUGGAUGGAUUUGAGAGUCAGUUCGGAACAAAUCACCUGGGCCAUUUCUUGUUCGGAAACCUGCUCUUGAGAGAGGAUCUGGUGCGCUCACGAAUCGUGGUCGUCAGCAGCUCGGCAUCGGAACGAAAAGCAGACUAUGCUUUUGCGCCCCUGAAGGACAUCUCCUACGAGCAUGGCAAGGUGUAUGAUCCCAUCCAGGCCUACACUUUUUCCAAGUCAUGCAACAACCUGUAUGCCCGUCGUCUCGCAAGGGUGCUGAAGCCCAAGGGCAUCACUGUCUUUAGUCUGAACCCUGGAAGCAUUAUUACGAAUCUCCAAGGUUACAUGACUGAGGAGGUGAGGAAUCUAGCGAUCGAGUCGGCGACGAGGGAGAAUCCAGAGUUCGAGAUCCCUGUACGCAAGACGCUGCAGCAAGGGGCUUCCACUCAGCUUUGUGCCGCCUUGGAUCCGAGUCUCGAGCCUGAGUCUGGAGCGUACCUUGAUCACUGCCAGGUCAAGAAGCCGGCUGUCCACGAUGGCCAUGGAGCAUUCGUCGACCAGGUCUGGGAAUUGAGCGAACAGCUUGUGGGUGAGAGGUUCCAACUCUAG